CAGUGUAGUGAGAGGACACACUGUGUACAUACUGUACACCUCAGAAUGAUCAUGAUUGCACUGGUAUGGAUUACAGCCCUGUUUUUUAAUAAAAUCGAUUGUACAUACAGAAAGGGCGUCGAUCAGCUGAACCCGUUCAUCUCUGCCGUUGUUGGUGAUAACGUGACCCUUCAGUGCUUCAGAAUUGGGGAGGUGAACACCGAUUCCAUCGUUUGGUACAAGCAGAAAGUCGGACAGAAGCCUUGGGUGAUGGUCACCGUUCAACACGAACCCAAAUACGAAAAUGAUUUCAAUCCACCGAAAUUCAGCAUAGAACAAGAGAAGAAAGAAGAUAAAGACGGCUUCCAUUUGAAAAUUGCCAACGUGGAACCAUCAGAUGAAGCCACAUAUUACUGUGGACAUAGAGAUUUUCUAACAAGGUUUGGAAAUGGAACCUUUUUAUCAGUGGCCGGUCAUGGAGAUGUAAAAGUGUCAGUGUUGCAGAGCAGCAUGUUGAACCCGGUUCCUGCAGGAACAUCAGUGACUCUGCAGUGUUCGGUUCUCUUUGAGAGCAGAACAGCAGAACUCCAAGUGCUCUGGUUCAAAGCUGCUUUAACACAAUCCCAUCCUCAAAUCAUUUACACUCAUCACAACAGCAGCCUUCAGUGUGAGAGUGAAUCUUCUAAACAAACCUGUGUGUACAACUUCUCUAAGAAGAUCCUUAGUUUGAAUGAUACUGGCACUUAUUACUGCGCUGUGACCGUGUGUGGGAAACUCGUUUUUGGGAACGGAACACGAGUACAGCUGGAGAGAUCUGUGGAUCCUGCAGUGAUCUUCCUCGCUGUAGCUUUGAGUGUGUGUGUGCUCCUGAUCUUUGCUAUGGUCUGUAUCAUAAGCAGUCAAUUUAAAAACCAUGAACAUUUUGGUGUGAGUCAAGGUUCAGUGACAGACGAGACCCUCAGUCAGGACUGUGUCACUGCAGAGGUGAAUUACGCUGCCUUAAAUUUUACUGAGAGAACCGGCAAAAGAGGACGAGUAAAGAGACGACAACCUCAAGAUAUUAUAUACUCUGAUGUGCGACGUCCUUUUGUAACUUAGAUUUGAUAACUAAUCUGAUUCAGUGUUUUAUUUCUGUUAUCAGAUUUCAUUUGUUUGUAUAUGUUUUUUUCUGUAUUAUUGUUCAAGCUAAAUAUAAACUAAAAUAUGAUCCAGAAUGAUCUAGAAGUCUCAAAAUCAAUGAAACACUGGAACACUUGUUCUGCCUGUGCAGUCUGUGGUUUUCUUGGCAUUGUACCUGCAGGAAAUGUAGCAGGACUUUUUUUUUUUUAACUCCUUCUGAUUAGGCUAUGUCUUCUUCCUGUAUAAAACACUAUAAUAUCUAGUAAGUAGCUUUGUUUUUUAACUAGGUUUAUAUAUAUAUAAUAAAUUAUA
Messenger RNA from Silurus meridionalis, 1410 nucleotides. RefSeq lists its product as uncharacterized. The record is from RefSeq and is a predicted model, not a curated record. NCBI's taxonomy places the organism in Eukaryota, Metazoa, Chordata, Actinopteri, Siluriformes, Siluridae. The transcript is spliced from 6 exons. Bases 46 to 1077 code for a protein of 343 amino acids. Gene Ontology annotation, biological process: response to bacterium.